Messenger RNA from Anopheles cruzii, 1344 nucleotides. Its product is annotated as chitinase-like protein Idgf4. Bases 1 to 1341 code for a protein of 446 amino acids. The transcript is spliced from 2 exons. NCBI's taxonomy places the organism in Eukaryota, Metazoa, Arthropoda, Insecta, Diptera, Culicidae. Gene Ontology annotation, molecular function: chitin binding. Gene Ontology annotation, biological process: carbohydrate metabolic process; chitin catabolic process. The record is from RefSeq and is a predicted model, not a curated record. Gene Ontology annotation, cellular component: extracellular region.
AUGUGGUCGACGAGGCUGCGGGUCCUGGCAGUGUUACUGCUCGGAUUGCUAGGCGUGUGUGUUAGUGCCCAAAAAGCGACAACUGAACCGAAGGUUCUGUGCUACUAUGCAGGCGGCAACACCAUCAAGGAAGACCUAUCAAAAGUGACCGUGUCCGACAUUGAGUUGGCCCUGCCCUUCUGUACCCAUUUGAUUUAUGGCUACGCCGGUGUUGACGCUGUAACGUAUCGCACGCGCCCUAAUAUUGGUAGCCUUGAUUUGGAGGAAGGCCAAGGACAGUACCGCACCGUUACGAAACUGAAAAAGCGCUACCCAGGCUUGCGGGUUUUCUUGAGCGUCGGUGGUAACCAGGACCUGACCGAGGAAAAGCCGUUCGAGAAAUACUUGACACUGCUGGAGUCAGCUGGCUCGCGAACGGCGUUCAUCAACAGUGCGUAUACUCUUUUGAAGACGUACGAUUUUGACGGCCUUGACCUGGCUUGGCAGUUCCCGCAAUCGAAGCCGAAACGCGUUCGCGGAUUGUCGGGCAAACUGUGGCACGGCUUCAAGAAACUGUUCACCGGUGACAGCAUCCUGGACCCGAAGGCGGAAGAACAUCGUGAGGAAUUUACUGCACUGGUUCGCGACUUGAACAACGCAUUCGUGCAUGAUAAGUUCCGGGUGGGCUUCACCCACCUGCCGCAUGUAAAUGAAUCCGUUUUCCUGAACAUUCCGCUGCUGAAGGAUAAUUUCGAGUACAUCAAUAUUGCCGCGUACGAUCAGCAAACUCCGGAACGAAACCCCAAGGAAGCUGACUACACGGCGCCGAUCUAUGAACCAUCGGAACGGGCCGAGGGCAAUAACGUGCAGGCUAAGGUGAAAGCGUGGAAUUCGGCUGGAACUCCGCUGGAUAAAAUUGUCGUUGGCUUGGCCACUUACGGCCGUGGCUGGAAACUGACGGAAGAGUCGGGCAUAACCGGCAGGCCUCCGAUUCGCGCCGACGGUCCUUCACCGGCUGGGCUUCAGACGCAAAUUCCCGGAUACUAUAGCUUCGGUGAAGUGUGCGCCUUGCUGCCUAAUCCAACCAACGCUAACAUGCAGGGUGCCGAUUACCCGCUGCGUAAGAUAAAUGAUUUCAGCAAGCGCUUUGGUCCGUAUGCAUUUCGUAUUCCGGACGAGAACGAAAAACACGGUAUCUGGCUGUCGUAUGAGGAUCCCGAGAGUGCUGGCAAUAAGGCGGCGUACGUGAAGGCGAAGGGAUUGGGCGGAAUUUCUAUCAACGAUCUGGCGAUGGAUGAUUUCCGUGGCGUAUGUUCCGGCGACAAGUUUCCGAUUCUGCGUGCUGCCAAGAAUCGAUUGUGAUGU